Cuscuta campestris is the source of this 1597-nucleotide messenger RNA. NCBI's taxonomy places the organism in Eukaryota, Viridiplantae, Streptophyta, Magnoliopsida, Solanales, Convolvulaceae. The record is from the annotation of a GenBank genome assembly.
GUAAAAGCGAUCAUGGGUUCUUCUUCUAGAAAUUUGUAUGCAGGAAUAUGUGAAGGGCAAUCAACCACACGGCCACCUCUUUUUGAUGGAACCAAUUAUACAUAUUGGAAAGAACGAAUGCGAAUAUAUAUUCGUCCCACGAACUUCCAAUUAUGGUUGGUUAUCAAAAAUGGGGAAGAGAUGCUGAUGAAGAAAGUCGGAGAUAAGUUGAUCCCUAAGACCGAAGAUGAAUUUGAUGUCGAAGACAUCAAGAAAGUAGAGAACUAUGCAAAAGCUAUUAACAUGCUCUACUGCGCGGUCAACCCCGAUGACUAUCGCAAGAUCUCUUGCUGCUCAACCGCCAAGGAGAUGUGGGAUAAGCUCGAGGUGACGUACGAAGGAACGGACCAAGUACGUGAAGCCAAGAUCGACUUCCUCACCCAAGAGUAUGAGAUGUUCAGGAUGAAGGAGCACGAGAAGAUCGACGAUAUGUUCGACCAUUUUUCCAAGAUAGUCAACGAUCUUCAUGCAUUAAAGAAGACUUACACCGAUAGGGAUCUUGUGCGAAAGAUCCUACGGAGCUUGACAUCCGAAUGGCGAUCCAAGGCCGAUGCCAUCUAUGAAUUAAUCGGAACAUCAAAUGUCACCAUCGACGGUCUAAGAGGUAAUCUAAAAACUUAUGAAUCUACUAUUCUUAACCCGUCUUUGAAUGACCAAAGGAAAGGGAUAGCAUUAAAAGCCAUCAAAGAAUCAACGAUGGAUGAUUCAAGCGACGAUGAUGAAGUCAAGCUUGUCAUGAAGAAGUUUUGUAAACUUCUAAGGAAGAAAGAGAAGGUUGAGGAUGGCCCUGUGUGCUAUGGAUGUGGUGAAGCCGGGCACAUCAAAAAAAAAUGCCUGAAAAGCGGAAGGAAUGCUCGUCACUUCAAAAAUCAAAGAGCAUACAUCUCUUGGGGUGGCAAUUCCGGCGAUGAGUCAAGCGAGCAAGAGGAAGACGAAGAAGCAAACCUUUGUCUCAUAGCUCAAGAAGAAGAGGAGUCCGACAACGGCGAAAACCAAGAGGGAAGCUUGUUUCCCUUGGUUGUACGAAGGAAAGGGAUCUUCCUUCGGGUUGAAGUCUUAGAGUGCGGUAUCUCCGAGCAAGUGUUGUUGAGGCUCGUGGGACUCGAGUUCUUAGGUUGUAACGGUUUGUUAAGCACCCGGAUGGCUAUUACUACCAAGAAAACAUGUUUGAUCCAUGAUUCCUCAUCUGAAUACUACCUUCAUCCCUCCGAAGGUCCGGGUAAUGCUUUAACAAAACACGUUUUGAAAGAGGACAUGGCCGUCAGUCAUUUAGUCGAGGGGGAGGUCGCGGGAACCGAGGAGGCCAAUCUGUUGCCCAGCCGGCACCUACUGCCAAAGGCCUGCAUGGAGGAAAAGCCGGACCGUCGGCCAAUCCGGCAGCCGAGGCACCCCUGUCCCUCUCUGCAUUAUCGCCCGAUCAUGUUUCUCGUCUCUUUUGUUAGGCAAGGCGUGCAACUCUAGAGGGGGGGGGAAUAGAGUUGUUUGAGAAUGUUUACCGAUUUUCGCAAGAUUAAUAAUAUAAACGUAAGUGCAGCGGAAAUAAAAUAGAAAAGGAAAA